Tachysurus vachellii is the source of this 2535-nucleotide messenger RNA. Its product is annotated as chromaffin granule amine transporter. Gene Ontology annotation, biological process: transmembrane transport; aminergic neurotransmitter loading into synaptic vesicle; xenobiotic transport. Gene Ontology annotation, molecular function: serotonin:sodium:chloride symporter activity; xenobiotic transmembrane transporter activity. The transcript has 17 exons. Gene Ontology annotation, cellular component: terminal bouton; synaptic vesicle membrane. Bases 129 to 1670 code for a protein of 513 amino acids. The record is from RefSeq and is a predicted model, not a curated record. Lineage: Eukaryota; Metazoa; Chordata; Actinopteri; Siluriformes; Bagridae.
CAGAGCUCCAAGUGACCUGGCACACAUCUCACCUGUCCUGAACACACACAAACACACACACACACACACACACACACACACAAACAUAGUGAGGGGCAAUGCAACUGAAGUGACCAGAUUUUUUGGCGAUGGCUGUGUUGAAUCCUAUGGAAUGGAUCAGGAAGAGCAGAGGUUCACGCCGCCUGGUGCUGGUGGUCGUGUGUGUGGCUCUGCUGCUGGAUAACAUGUUGUUGACCGUCGUGGUUCCCAUCAUCCCUACCUUCCUGUAUGCUGUGGAGCAUGAACCCAGCGAGCUUUCCUCCACCGCCUCUUCCUCUCUGUCUCCUCCCACCAUGGACCAGCCCACAUUCUCCUCCAUCUUCUCUCUUUAUGACAAUGUGACUUACACCAACACGGACAACGUAGCCCAGGAUAACCUCAGUGACUCGACUGUUACCCCAAGCUCCGACACCAACGCCAGCAUGUCCGACUGCAAGGAAGACAGGAAGUUUCUGAAAGACGAGAACGUGAGAGUCGGCCUCCUGUUCGCAUCCAAAGCUAUAGUGCAGCUUCUGGUCAACCCGUUUGUGGGUCCGCUGACCAACAGGAUUGGGUAUCAUAUUCCCAUGUUCGCUGGGUUUGUCAUCAUGUUUGUCUCCACAAUAAUGUUUGCCUUCUCAGAGACGUACACUUUGCUGUUUUUCGCCCGUUCCCUCCAGGGCAUAGGCUCCUCCUUCUCCUCAGUUGCAGGACUGGGCAUGCUGGCCAGUGUGUACACUGACGAUAAUGAGAGAGGGAUUGCCAUGGGAAUAGCACUAGGAGGACUCGCCAUGGGUGUGCUCAUUGGUGCUCCUUUUGGCAGUGUAAUGUACGAGUUUGUGGGUAAAAGCUCUCCGUUCCUCAUCCUCGCCUUCCUCGCUCUGUUUGAUGGAGCUAUCCAGCUUUGUAUCCUGCAGCCGUCUAAGAUAUCUCCUGGGAGUAUGGAGGGAACACCAUUGCUGACUCUGCUGAAAGAUCCUUACAUACUCAUCAGCGCAGGAUCUUUGUGCUUUGCUAACAUGGGCGUGGCCAUUUUGGAGCCCACUCUCCCUAUAUGGAUGAUGCAGACCAUGUGUUCACCAAAAUGGCAGCUUGGGAUGGCUUUUCUACCAGCUAGCGUGUCUUACUUAAUUGGAACCAACCUGUUUGGCCUGCUGGCCAACAAAAUGGGCAGGUGGCUGUGCUCCAUGAUCGGCAUGGUCGUUGUCGGCGUCAGCCUCCUUUGCGUUCCUUUGGCUAAAAACAUCUACGGUCUGAUCGGUCCCAACGGAGGCCUCGGGUUCGCUAUCGGGAUGGUUGAUUCGUCCAUGAUGGCUAUAAUGGGCUACCUGGUGGAUAUCAGACACGUCUCUGUGUACGGCAGCGUGUACGCCAUAGCCGACGUGGCACUUUGUAUGGGGUUCGCUAUAGGUCCGUCUACAGGGGGCGCUAUAGUGCAGACGAUCGGCUUCCCGUAUCUGAUGGUGAUCAUUGGGGUGGUCAAUAUUCUUUAUGCGCCCCUGUGCUUCUUUCUUAAAAACCCUGCUGCUCAGGAGGAGAAGAUGGCGAUUCUAAACCAGGAGUGUCCCAUGCAUGUGAAGAGCUACAACACAGAGCGUCAGUGCAGAGAGUUUCCCCUGAGUGACGAGAGUGACCCUGACCCUGAGGAGUAACACACACACACACACACACACACACACACACACACACACAGUUAUCAAGAAAGUGUUCCAGUUGCCAAACUGACGUUUUUGGGUGUUUUACUCCUCUGCAAAUCGAUAGAAAUAGUCUUUUCUUCAUUAACCUCUCUUCUUUCUUUCUUCUCCCUCCCUCUCUCUCUCUCUCUCUCUCUCUCUCUCUCUCUGUCAAUCUCUCUCUCUCUCUCUCUCUCUCUCUCAUUCUCUCUCUCUCUCUCUCUCUCUCUCCCUCCCUCCCUCUCUCUCUCUCUCUGUCAAUCUCUCUCUCUCUCAUUCUCUCUCUCUCUCUCUCUCAUUCUCUCUCUCUCUCUCUCUCUCUCUCUCUCUCUCUCCCUCUCUCUCUCUCUCUCUCUCUCUCUACACAUCACUAUAUAAAGGAUUGUAGGUUUUUGUUUGUCGGAUAACUUUGUGUCAGUGUGUUACUAUGUUCUAGUUGUUACUAUAGAAACGAGGAAGUAUAUAAAUGUUUUAGAACACGUUUUGACCAAUCAGAAUGGAGUAUUCAUCAGGGCUGUAGAAUAAUGUGAGCUGUUCAGCUUACAAAUAAACACUUUGCUUCACAGUAAUAUCCUGGAUUUUUAUUUCUACAAAUCUCAUCAAAUGUAUAGGACACACUCUGUGUUUAAAUCUCUCAAAUACUCACCCAGCUGUAAGGAUAUGGACCUAUUUGGUGGAAUAAAUCUGCAAGAUGUUUACCUUCCUACCUACGGCGGUGCUUUUCUUCGUACUGUAAACACGAUAAUCUCGUAGAUGUGAUUGUACGGGACGUGACGGUGAAAAUCCAAUAUCCUCUCCAUCAAAGCACUUUGUUCUAAUGUCAAUAAACGCUCACGCUGUAAAA